Molecule: messenger RNA, 1878 nt
Organism: Fragaria vesca subsp. vesca
Lineage: Eukaryota; Viridiplantae; Streptophyta; Magnoliopsida; Rosales; Rosaceae
Product: probable rhamnogalacturonate lyase B-like
Exons: 14
Coding region: 4-1878 (624 amino acids)
Biological process (GO): carbohydrate metabolic process
Molecular function (GO): carbohydrate binding; catalytic activity
Source: RefSeq, a predicted model, not a curated record
AUUAUGGAUAACGGCAUUGUCCAAGUUACACUAUCAAAUCCAGGUGGAAUUGUCACUGGGAUCCAAUAUAAAGGCAUCGACAAUUUACUUGAAGUUCUCAAUGAAGAAGCUAAUAGAGGGUACUGGGAUCUUGUCUGGAGUGAAACCGGAAGUAUCGGAACAACGGGAACCUAUGAUCGAAUCGUAGGAACAAAAUUCACAGUUAUUGUGGAGAGUGAAGAACAAGUAGAGAUCUCAUUCACUAGAGAGUGGAAUCACGACGACAUGAAUGUUCCCCUAAAUAUAGACAAAAGGUUUGUAAUGCUUCGUAAUUCGUCAGGCUUCUACUCGUACGCCAUCUACGAGCACUUGAAAGAAUGGCCUGCUUUCAAUCUUCCCCAGACCAGGAUUACAUUCAAGCUCAGAAAAGAGAUGUUUCAGUACAUGGCGAUAGCUGAUAACAGGCAACGAAACAUGCCCCUUCCCGAUGACCGAUUACCAGAACGAAGCCAAAUCUUAAAUUCAGAUUUCCCAGAAGCAGUCCUUCUUGUCAAUCCUAUAGAGCCACAAUAUAAGGGAGAAGUGGAUGACAAGUACCAAUACUCAUGCGAGAAUCAAAAUCUGCGGGUUCACGGUUGGAUAUGCAAGGACCCUCAUGUAGGGUUUUGGCAGAUAACACCUAGUGAUGAGUUCCGAUCCGGCGGACCUCUUAAACAAAACCUCACCUCCCACGUUGGUCCUAUUUGUCUUGCAAUGUUUCUGAGUGCUCACUAUUCAGGAGAGGACCUUGUAUUGAAGCUUAAACCAGAUGAGCCAUGGAAGAAAGUAUUCGGUCCUGUUUUUAUCUAUCUUAAUUCCUCAUCUGAUGAAAAAGAUUCAUCACCACUCUGGGAAGAUGCAAAGAAACAGAUGAUGACAGAAGUACAAAGCUGGCCUUAUGAAUUUCCAGCUUCCUCUGAUUUUCCAACGUCAAAGCAACGGGGUAAUGUUAGUGGUGGAAUACUUGUCCGAGACGGUUUUGUUAGUGACCAUCAUAUACUUGGCGAUGGUGCUUAUGUUGGACUGGCACCACCUGGAGACGUUGGAUCAUGGCAAAGAGAUUGCAAGGGUUACCAGUUUUGGACUAGGGUGGAUGAGAAUGGCUAUUACUCUAUCAAAAAUAUACGUGAGGGCAACUAUAAUCUCUACGCGUGGGUUCCUGGGUUUAUUGGAGAUUAUCGCUAUGGUGUUGCCAUUAACAUAACUCCAGGCUGUGAUAUCCAGCUGGGUGAUCUUGUAUAUGAACCUCCAAGGGAUGGGCCAACAUUGUGGGAAAUUGGUUUCCCCGAUCGCACUGCUACUGGAUUCUAUGUCCCUGAUCCCAAUCCAAAGUAUAUCAAUAAACUUUAUGUAAAUCAUCCCGACAGGUUUAGGCAGUGGGGGUUAUGGGAAAGAUAUGCCGAGUUAUAUCCUAAAGAGGAUUUAGUUUACACUAUUGGAACUAGCGACUAUUCUAAAGACUGGUUCUUUGCUCAAGUUACCAGGAAGAAAGAUGAUGGUACAUACCAAGGGACUUCCUGGAAAAUCAAUUUUCAGAUUGACAAUGUCAAUCAGACCAAAACCCACAAACUUCGAGUAGCCCUUGCUACUGCAAAUAUAGCAGAGUUACAGAUUCGCGUAAAUGAUUCGAACGCAGACACUCCUCUGUUUACGACCGGAGUAAUCGGACACGACAACGCAAUAUGCAGGCAUGGAAUUCAUGGUCUCUACCGGCUGUAUAGCAUAAACGUACCUGGCACAUUGCUUGCGAAAGGUGACAAUACUGUGUUUCUAACACAAGCAAUGAGCACCAGCCCUUUCGUGGGAAUCAUGUAUGACUAUAUUCGUUUGGAAGCUCCAUCAUCUUCAACUUCCGCCUGA